This is a messenger RNA of Labrus mixtus (cuckoo wrasse), 2442 nucleotides long. It is a transcript of the gene cnstb, whose product is annotated as consortin, connexin sorting protein b. Bases 629 to 1774 code for a protein of 381 amino acids. The transcript has 11 exons. Gene Ontology annotation, cellular component: plasma membrane; transport vesicle; trans-Golgi network. NCBI's taxonomy places the organism in Eukaryota, Metazoa, Chordata, Actinopteri, Labriformes, Labridae. The record is from RefSeq and is a predicted model, not a curated record. Gene Ontology annotation, biological process: positive regulation of Golgi to plasma membrane protein transport. Gene Ontology annotation, molecular function: connexin binding.
AAGCAGGGGAAAAAAAAUCCCCGGAUUGGACCGUAAACAAGAAGCAUGAGAGAGUGUGAGAGACAGAUUGAGGUUUGCGUGGAUGCUGAAGGUAUACACGCGGAACACGACUCAGUUUCAGGGCGUUGAUGUUGAAGACAUCAUCCUAUAUGCAUCCCGGGGACACAAGAAGGAAUGUGCUCUGAAUUAUGCUUUGUGAGAGAGAAGAGAAAGAAGCACAAUAAACCACUCUGAGGAAUGUGGAAAGUCUGCACAAAAUUAAAACAUCACCAUCCAAAGUCCAGCCUUCUUAGACUACAGUGGACAUUUCAAAUCUUUUUUGACCACCCGAGAGAGGCCUGAGGGAUUAAAUCACAUGCUCCAUCAAGAGUGAUCACAAACCAAACCUGCUGAGACCUCACUCUCCAGUGCUGUCCAGUCCUUGAAUGCUUUCUAGGAGCUUCGAUCAACUCAAACUUUCCAAAGAAGUUAGCUUAUCUCGCUCGGAGGAGCCUCUGAUAAACGCCAGGAACAAUUCAUGUUUUUUCUACUGAGGGUCUGAAUAAGAGCCGGAGCCCACUGGAGGGUCUCAGAGACACUUUUUGGGACCCUUGACUUGAAGGAGAAGGUCGCUGCAGUAACAGAAGUGAUGGGCAACAAAAAUGCCACCAUGCCGAAAGGUCCUGGCACCGGAACUACACAGAAAGACGAAGAAGUGUGCUUAGACAGUGCCACAGGAAGUGUCUCAGGAGAUGGACCGCCGGGCCCCAGCCUGGAACUCCUGGCGUCGCUGCAGUCCCUCAGAGACAACAGUGACUACACACUGCUGCCACACUCCCUGCACCAGAUCGCAGAGGCCUACUCGCUCAAAGAGGACUACCAGUGGGCCAUUCACUUUCUGCAGCUGGAGAAACUCUACCAUGAACGUCUGCUGUCCAACCUCGACACCCUGCAGGAGAACUGGGAAAGCCAGUUGAGGGAAAAGAAGAACACUGAAUGCAGUUUGCCUGAUGAGACGGACUCCAUCAGUCAGGAACACAUGGAGACUCUCGGCCAGAUCUGCAGGACACACCUCAGACCCUCCAUCAGUGUGGAACAGAACGAAGAAAAAAUAACCUGGACAGACAUUCAGAGCAACAAUGAGGCUCUACAAUCCGGCCAUGAAAACGUCAACAAGCCGGAAACAACACACCAGGAUGAGGAACAAGAUCACAGGGCAAAGAGCUCAGAUUCAGAACGUGCCUCACCACAGAGCGGCCAUCAGGAUGAACGUCAGGAGGAGGAUGGAGGAGAAGAGAGGUACGAGGAAGGCCACAGAGUAGAUGAGGAGGAGGAGACGUGUGAGGAGACGCCAGAGGAGGAGGAGGUGAAGGUGGAGUGGCCGACAGGAGUCCCCCAGGCUUCAGAUCAGGACCUGGCCAAGCUGUCCAACACAGAGGGGAGUUCGGCUGCAGAUGGUCUGGUGUCCAUUCUGAAGAGGAGGAGAGCAUCUCUGGAUGGACUUCCUCCCCCCAAUGACAUCAUCACUAAACAGAACUCCAAACGUAAAGUUCGCUUCAGUGAGCCAGAGGACGGCAUUGAGCAGGAUGAGGUAGGAGGAGAUUCCUGCCUGAUCCUGCUGCUUCUGUGUCUGGUUACCGUGGUGAUCAGUAUAGGCGGGACAGCCCUGUACUGCACCCUGGUGGACACUUACUCCAACAUCUGCACCGACUUUGCUCAAAAUGUGGACUUCUACCUCUUGAACAUACGGAAGUUCUUCGAAGGUCUCGGACACUGGCUUCCUCUCCGGACUUAGAACUUUUUGAUCUGCUCUCCAGACUCCUGCGCUGUGAUUUUACAGUUUAGAACAGAGAGCAGGGACGAGGGGGGUCUCUGAGCACGGCACUAAAAUGCCAUUUGAGUUUGAGUUCACUGUGACUGCAAACGUUCGUACAGGCAUUCAUUUGGUGCUGCCAUCCUGAGUGUUCAAAGCUAUGAUUUGAUCGACAAUGACUUGUGGGGUCUUUUAAAAGACUAAUACACCUGAGCUAUGAGUUUCAGAUUUAUGUUUAACUUAUGGAUGCUCAAAGCAACGCCAAAUAGUAAAAACUGUCAGAUUUCACAAGCCUGCAUGUUGUGAGGUGAGAAUUUGAAGAACCUCUUGUUUACUACUGUCUGUGUCGAUUUUCCAUCUUCAGCUGAACCUUGCAGACACCACACAGGAGGGCUAACAACACAUGUGGUUUGAACAGGAGUACGAGGUUAUCUGUGUUCUAGUGAUUCACCCAGAUUUGUAGCAAUCUUAGUUGUGUAUACGUUUGUAUUUUGUUCCAAAAGGCUUCUUGAUCUUGUCGUUUUUAUAUUUACAGAGAUAAGCUCUCGCUGAACUUUUAAAAUGUUAUUGACCCAAAUUAAGAUUUUCUUUCCUUUUAAAUCCAUGUCACCAUUAGCUUUUUCUCUGUUGGCCCAUCUCUGUUCAAUAAA